This is a messenger RNA of Indicator indicator, 1346 nucleotides long. It is a transcript of the gene MPC1, whose product is annotated as mitochondrial pyruvate carrier 1. The record is from RefSeq and is a predicted model, not a curated record. Gene Ontology annotation, cellular component: mitochondrial inner membrane. The coding region runs from base 76 to 399 and encodes 107 amino acids. The transcript is spliced from 5 exons. Gene Ontology annotation, biological process: pyruvate import into mitochondria. Lineage: Eukaryota; Metazoa; Chordata; Aves; Piciformes; Indicatoridae.
GGACUUGUCACUGCUGCAGGUGGUGGCAGUGUGCGAGAGGAGCGGUUUGUGUGCUUCCUGCCACCUAGGGCUGCCAUGGCGGGGGCACUGGGCCGCAAGGCCGUGGAUUAUGUACGCAGCAAGGAGUUCAGGGACUACCUGAUGAGUACGCACUUUUGGGGGCCAGUUGCCAACUGGGGACUUCCUGUUGCUGCUAUUAAUGACAUGAAGAAAUCUCCAGAAAUCAUUAGUGGCCGAAUGACAUUUGCACUGUGUUGUUACUCCUUGACUUUCAUGAGAUUUGCCUACAAAGUGCAGCCACGGAACUGGCUUCUUUUUGCAUGCCACUUGACUAAUGAAGUUGCACAACUUAUUCAAGGAGGACGACUGAUCAAACACAGGAUGGAGAAAAAGAACUAAAUAUCUAACUUGAAAUAAGCCAAGGAAUGUGUUCAUCCUGAAUUACAACCAAGGAAGACUUGCCAUCUACAAUUGCUGUGACAGUUAAGUGGGGAUAAAACAGAAACAUCUAUUAUGAAUAACCCCCACCAAGAAUCCUCUUACUAUUUUUUUUUGUUUAAUCUUGCCUUUUAAAAAGUACUACUUGGCAAUGUAAACCAUUGCAUUUAAAGUCUUGAUGCCUUUAUAGGUCCUUAGUAACCACCCUUUCAAUAAAGAGGAAGUCAUUGAAAUAACAAGUAAUAUUUGAAAACCAAUUUUUUGUAUCUAACAGUCUAUGAAAGUGGCCCAUGAUGGUUUGACAAAACUUGUUUCCAAAUCAGCAAGGACAGAGGUCCAUGAACAGAACUGUAGGUGGUGUCGUUGUUCUAUAUAUUAACAUCUUCUUAAAAGCCAUUUAACUUGGGUGCGUUAAUUCCUACUCUGUCUCUCUUUUUAACUUAAGCAGUGGUUGGCUAAUCCACAAGAACUAAUGUGUAGACAGGCAGCCUGGAAGUGACCAGCUAUCCCUCUUCCCUUACUGCAUGCCUUUCCUCAGUAAAGAGACUUCAUUACAUAAAUUUUUAAGAUGCACAUUAUUAAAGACUUAAAAAAACAAAAGCACAGCACUGAAUGAAGGAAGGCAACAAAGUCUGUAACAAGUUCUAAAUUGUGGGGGUUUUCUCCUACUGAGUUGUUGAGUUGUUCUAGAUGUAUGUAAUCCUUAUAAAAGCAGAAACUUGUUUGGAGUCUAGGAUCUGAAGGACACAAAGUGCCUUUCAGCAGUUUUUGACUUCAUUUUGGAGAGUGGCUUUCCUGCACGGCCUGCCUGAAAGUUGCAUUGCUUUGAAGAUACAGAUGGCAAAGACUGUAUAUGAUGGAUUUUAUUCCAGUGCAGCGUAUUUAACAAUAAAGAUGUUACAAAUGGC